AUGGAGCUGGCGGCCCCCGGACCCGGCGCCACCGAGCGCCCCCGACUCCCGCCGCGCAGGUCCUGGCUGCUGCCGCCGCCCCUGCCGCCCCCGCCGCCGCCGCUCCUGCUGCUCCUGCUGCUGCUGCUGCUGCGGCCGGGCCCCGCAGCCUCCCAGCUGCGCUACUCGGUGCCGGAGGAGCAGGCGCCCGGCGCGCCCGUGGGGAACGUGGCGCGCGCGCUGGGGCUGGAGCUGCGGCGCCUGGGUCCCGGCUGCCUGCGCCUGAGCCAUCAGGGCGCGCCCAGCCGCCGCUACCUGGAGCUGGACCUGACGAGCGGCGAGCUGUUCGUCAACGAGCGCAUCGACCGCGAGGCGCUGUGCGAGCAGCGGCCUCGCUGCCUGCUCAGCCUGGAGGUGCUGGCGCACAGCCCCGUGGCCGUGAGCACCGUGGAGGUGGAGGUGCGCGACAUCAACGACAACUCGCCGCGUUUUCCGCGGCCCGAUUACCAGCUGCAGGUCAGCGAGUCGGUGGCGCCCGGGGCGCGCUUCCACAUCGAGAGCGCGCAGGACCCCGACGUGGGCACUAACUCGAUACAGACCUUCGAACUCAGCCCCAGCGAGCAUUUCGAGCUGGACCUGAAGCCUCUGCAGGAGAACAGUAAGGUGUUGGAACUGGUGCUCCGGAAGGGCCUGGACCGCGAGCAGGCCGCCUGGCACCAUCUGGUCCUCACCGCAGUCGACGGGGGCAGCCCGGCACGCUCAGGCACAGCCCAGAUCUCCGUGCGCGUCCUGGACACGAACGACAACUCGCCCACCUUCCACCAGUCCACUUACCGCGUCCAGCUUCGGGAGGAUGCGCCCCCGGGCACACUGGUGGUGAGGCUGAACGCCUCGGACCCGGAUGAGGGCUCCAACGGCGAACUCAGGUACUCCCUGAGCAGUUACACGUCGGAACGGGAGAGGCAGCUCUUCAGCAUCGAUGCCAGCACCGGGGAGGUGCGGGUGAGUGGGGCGCUAGAUUACGAGGAGGCCUCUGCCUACCAGAUCUACGUGCAGGCGACCGACCGGGGCCCGGUGCCCAUGGUGGGCCACUGCAAGGUGCUGGUGGACAUUGUGGAUGUGAAUGAUAACGCACCUGAAAUAGUGCUCAGGGACCUCAUAAGCCCCAUCCCAGAGAACGCGCCCCUCGACACCAUCGUGGCUUUUCUCAGUGUCAGCGACCGCGACUCAGGUGCCAACCAGAAAGUGAACCUGGGCCUGGAGGCUGGGCUGCCUUUCCGGCUGAAUGGCCUGGGAAAUUCCUACACACUGCUGGUGAGCGGCCCGCUGGACAGGGAGCGGGUGGCUGCCUACAACAUCACGGUGACCGCCACGGACGAGGGCGUGCCGCAGCUCACAUCCCAGCGGACCCUGCAGGUCAAGAUCUCAGACGUCAACGACAAUCCACCGAGCUUCCAGGAGGCCUCCUACUCUGUCUACGUCCAGGAGAACAAUCUGCCUGGUGCCUUGCUCUGCACCGUGCAAGCCACCGACCCAGACGAGAAGGAGAAUGCGGAGGUGACUUACUCCCUCCUGGAGAGGGAGCUUCAAGGGCUGCCUGUCACCUCCUAUGUCUCCAUCGACAGCACCAGUGGCAGCCUUUAUGCUGUCAACUCCUUUGACUACGAGAAGUUUCGGGAGUUCUAUGUGAUCGUGGAGGCCCAGGACAAGGGGCAACCACAGCUGAGCAGCACUGUGACGGUCAACGUGUACGUGGUGGACGUGAAUGACCAUGCCCCUCACAUCCUGUACCCUACCUCAACCAAUUUCUCCGUAGCUAUCGAGAUGAUGCCUCGAACUGCCCCUGCUGGCUAUCUGGUCACCAAAGUCAUAGCCAUGGACUCAGACUCGGGGCAGAACGCAUGGCUCUUUUACCACCUGGCCCAGUCCUCGGACCUGGAGCUCUUUAAAGUCGAGCUGCACUCGGGAGAAAUUAGGACUACCAGGAAGCUGGGUGAUGACAGUGGAAGCACUUUCAACCUGACGGUGAUGGUCCGCGACAAUGGGGAUCCCUCGCUGUCAGCCUCCGUGGCCAUUACAGUUGCCGUGGUGGACCGGGUCUCGCGACUCCUCCCGGAUCCUCAGAGGCAUGUAAAGGGUUCUCGGACAUACUCUGAAAUCACACUUUAUCUCAUCAUCGCACUAAGCACAGUGUCUUUUAUAUUCCUUUUGACAAUCAUUGUUCUGGGCAUCAUCAAGUGCUACCACUACACAGCAUACGGCACCACAUGCUGUGCAGGCUUUUGUGGCGUGAGGGAGCGGAGCCCUGUGGACCUGUACAAACAGGCCAAUAAUAACAUUGACUCCAGGAUACCUCACGGCCUCAAAGUACAACCUCACUUCAUUGAAGUGCGGGGCAAUGGCUCCCUCACCAAGACCUACUGCUAUAAGGCCUGUCUGACCGCUGGCUCAGGGAGUGAUACAUUCAUGUUUUACAACACAGGGGCACAGACAGGCCCGGGGCAAGGAGCAACUGGUGACAGCAGGCAGCACACAAAUCAAAGUAGACUGAGUGCUGGGAACCUGAUUAUUCUUAAAAAUGAGGCUGUUCCUCCCAAUGAGCCGCGACAGCCCAACCCUGACUGGCGUUACUCUGCAUCCCUGAGAGCCGGCAUGCACAGCUCUGUGCACCUGGAGGAAGCCGGCAUUCUACGGGCUGGGCCAGGAGGCCCCGAUCAGCAGUGGCCAACAGUAUCCAGUGCAACACCAGAACCAGAGGCCGGAGAGGUGUCCCCUCCAGUAGGUGCUGGUGUCAACAGCAACAGCUGGACAUUUAAAUACGGACCAGGCAACCCCAAACAAGCUGGUUCCGGUGAGUUGCCAGACAAAUUCAUUAUCCCAGGAUCUCCUGCAAUCAUCUCCAUCCGGCAGGAGCCUACUAACAGCCAAAUUGACAAAAGUGACUUCAUAACCUUCGGCAAAAAGGAGGAGACCAAGAAAAAGAAGAAAAAGAAGAAGGGUAACAAGACCCAGGAGAAAAAAGAGAAAGGGAACAGCGCGACCGAUAACAGUGACCAGUGAGGUCACUUCAUUUGGAAAAAAGCCACUUAGCCCAUUUUUGUAACCUCGGCAAUCCUCCCAUGUAGCGAUACCCUCCCUUCUCCUGUCCACCCGCAUCCUCCUAUAGACCUCAGACAUCUGCAGGAAGUUCCCCUGUCUGUCUAGAUCGCAUGUAUCAGGUUUUUGUCUUUAAAAGCUUUACUAAGUCUGGUGUUAACUCUUUCUCUCCACUCUGGCUUGUUUGCAGAACCUAAAAAGCAGACCCAAGUUUUUCUCCUCCGCCGCAAAGGAGAGGCUUCCCAGCCCCGCCAGUGAGAGGUUGGACUCUCUGCCCUGUGAUCCGGGGAUCCUGUCUUGAUGACACUUGCAGGGCAGGCUGAAAGGCUUUGAGAUUGAGCAGCUUGGGUAUCUGUGAGUGCCUGAUAUUGGCUGGGAUGGACUAGAUUAGACCAGUUGGUGGUGCAAAGCGGCCUGAGAAAAAAGAGGCAAAUGAAAACAAUGGGCAUUACCAGUCUGGAGGGGAAAUGUGGAUUGGAAAGGGAACAGACUUUCUAAAUCUUACAAGAGGCAUUGGCCAUUCUAGCAGACAAAACUGCCCUGCUGACAGGCUUUAGGCAAACCCAUCAAGUCUGUUAGCUGUGGGGUUACUGUCUUGAAAACCUGCACUAGUCCUGCAAGCCAAAAGUGCAGUGUUCACAGGGCCUGCGGGGUAACAGAAGCAGAUCUGAUAUAUUUCUUCUAUAUGUGCUUGUGCUCACUUUAUGAGACCUCCUUUGCACACGAUGUUUAUGAAAACGUCAAUCCUUUUCCAACACAUAUGCAAAAACUAAAGAAAAAAGUAAAAACCCCAACACCUCAGUUUAUGCAGUUUGUUGUUUGAUAAGAUUUAUUUAAAGAGAAAAAUCUAUUACUAUAUAAGUCUUUAAAGAGAAAUAAAAUGACUACAACUCCCCUAAACUCUCCUCAAAAGAAAAUUCAGUCUACAGCCAUUGCAAUGAUCAUUGCUGCUACAGAAGUGCUUUAAGAGAAUUGCCUGAAACAUCUGUAUUAUAUCGACCACCUGCCAAUCACAGCUUUACUCUUUCAGGUCACUCUGGGGCUGCCCCUUGCAUGUAUUAAUAAAAGGAUCUUUUUCUCUCUUUUCUAAGAAAUAAUUAUGUGCACUUUGAAUACACAAUUUCUCUAGACAGCUCUAUCAAGUUCCAGAAAUUGAAAAAAAUAUUGUUUUCUCAUACAUACAGUGAGCAGACUUUUCAAUCCUCUAAUCCUGUGAUCUGUCUUGGUGUGUUAGACUACACCUUCUCCUUGGUUUAGUUUUCUAUAACACUCUGAAUUGCUAAUCUUGCUAACUUCUAUGAUGUUACCUGAGAUCAAUCUCCCAUAUGUAUGCUGUAUGCUAUUAUAAGACUCCUGAAAUAUACUUACUCUGUGCUUGUGUAUGUAAAUGUUAAUGCAACUAUUACCUAGAGUGAACUUUUAAACUUUAUUGUUGAAUGUACUUCCAUUCUAUUUCCUUUUGUACACCUGUGAAAAGUGGAGUAGUGUUUUUUUAAUCAUUGUUAAUCAGCUUUUGUGUAUGAAAGACACAGUAAAAUUUCUUUCUUAAAUCAAGAUACUGGUGAUUCAAGGAAUUUUAUUUAUGGUCAGCCAAGAACCAACUCUUGCCAAGACACCUAUUGGCAAGGGAAUGGAUAAAGCUGUUUUUUUUCUAGUAACAAUUCUGGAAUGAAUACUGAUGAUAUUCCCUGAGGGUAUGCAAGCACAAAACUGACCAAUCUAACCUCUAGAAGAAUGCUUUGAAAGUAUGCCAUUUGGAAUAUCAGCUCAUGAUUAAAUUUACUGUCACAUUAAAUAAGAAAUUUUAACUUUGCUAAAAUGUACAAUUUAGCCAUUUGACUAAUAUAUUCUUUUGAAAUGAUAUAAAAGAGAUAGGAGUCUUUUACUAAAACAAAAGCAUUAAAUUUCAAAAAAAAUCUUGUUUGUCUACUCUUAGCUUCAUUCUCCCAUAUUUUGAAGGGUGUGUAACUUCAGCUCUGCAGGAUUGCAUGGGGUAAAAUUUGUCACUAACCCACGUAAACCAUUGCUACAUUGUAGGUUGUGAUCAUUUGGCCCCACUGAAACCAUGUAUCUGACCUUACUGUGCCUUUUGAAUACUAGGAGAAUGGGGCUAAUUUAUUGAUUAUUAUGUAUCUGUAUAGCACUUAUUACAUUUGCAAAGUGCUUUCAAAUCCAUGUUAGUUACUAGUUAUUACAGCUGUAAGGAUAAACACUUCAUGUGGAUUCAUUUUAAUUGGUGCUAUUGGUAUUUCCUCUGUUAUUGCUAAUAAAUGAAAAAUGGUGGUAUGAAA
Suncus etruscus (white-toothed pygmy shrew) is the source of this 5366-nucleotide messenger RNA. Its product is annotated as protocadherin alpha-C2. The coding region runs from base 1 to 3039 and encodes 1012 amino acids. The record is from RefSeq and is a predicted model, not a curated record. Gene Ontology annotation, biological process: homophilic cell-cell adhesion. Gene Ontology annotation, cellular component: plasma membrane. The transcript is spliced from 4 exons. Gene Ontology annotation, molecular function: calcium ion binding. Lineage: Eukaryota; Metazoa; Chordata; Mammalia; Eulipotyphla; Soricidae.